UCCCUCCAUCCGCCGUUUCCGCAGCAACAGGGAAAAUAUGGCAGCCCUCGCGACACUCACUCAGCUGUCAAGUGGGAACCCUGUAUAUGAGAACUUUUACAGACAGGUGGAUCCAGGAAAUACAGGGAGGGUUGGACCCACAGAGGCUGCCUUAUUCUUGAAGAAAUCAGGCCUACCAGACAUCACUUUAGGAAAGAUCUGGGAUUUAGCUGAUCCAGAUGGCAAAGGUUUCUUGGAUAAACAGGGAUUUUAUGUUGCUCUGCGACUUGUUGCCUGUGCACAGAGUGGGCACGACAUCAGCGUGGCCAGUUUAAACCUCCCUGUUCAACCUCCAAAAUUCAAGGACCACAGUAGCCCAUCACUGAGUUCUGUAACAACGUCAAAUGAAAGCCAUUGGGCAGUGCGGCCAGAAGAGAAGAGCAAAUUUGAUGGUAUUUUUGAAAGUCUUGCCCCAGUAAAUGGAUUAUUGUCUGGUGAGAAGGUCAAACCAGUCUUAAUAAACUCCAAACUACCUGUGGACAUCCUUGGAAAGGUUUGGGAUUUGAGUGACAUUGACAAAGAUGGGCACUUGGACAAAGAUGAAUUUGCAGUGGCUAUGCACCUAGUGUACCGCGCCCUGGAGAAGGAGCCAGUGCCCUCCAUUUUGCCCUCCUCUCUCAUCCCUCCAUCCAAAAGGAAGAAGACCUCAGGCUCUUUGUCCAGCAUGGGGCCAGUGUUGCCAGGCAGCCCACCGCCACCAAAAGACAGUCUGCGCUCCACACCUUCUCACGGCAGCAUGAAUUCUUUGAACAGUGCUGGGAGUUUGUCCCCAAAACACACCCUCAAAUCCUCACAGCAUUCAGUAAACUGGGUGGUACCAGUCAUAGACAGAGGCCGCUAUGAUGACAUCUUCCUCAAAACUGACACUGACCUUGACGGUUUUGUCAACGGCCAUGAAGUUAAAGACAUUUUCAUGCAGUCCGGGCUUCAUCAGAAUUUCCUGGCACAUAUUUGGGCUUUGGCGGACACCAGGCAAAUGGGCAAACUCACACGGGAGCAGUUUUCCUUAGCCAUGCAUUUCAUUCAACAGAAAGUGAGCAAAGGUUUGGACCCUCCACAAGCUCUGACUCCAGACAUGAUACCGCCGUCUGAACGGGGCACUCCGGGACCAAGUCUAUCAGGAUACAUGACACCAGUGGGAUCUGAAAUGGCUGCACUGACAGAGAUGCGCCGGGACAGCUCCAGCUCUGUGGGUUCUGGCGAGUUCACCGGGAUUAAAGAACUGGAUGACAUCAGUCAGGAAAUCGCUCAGCUGCAGAGAGAGAAAUACACAUUGGAACAAGACAUCAGAGAAACAGAAGAGACCAUUAGAAACAAAACCACAGAGGUUCAGGAGAUGCAGAACGAUCUGGACCGAGAGACGUGCAGCCUCCAGGAGCUUGAGGCCCAGAAGCAGGACGCUCAGGACCGGCUGGAGGAGAUGGAUCAGCAGAAGGCAAAACUAGAAGACAUGCUCAAUGACGUCAGACAGAAAUGCCAAGAAGAGUCGCAAAUGAUCACCUCCCUACAGAACCAGAUCCACUCUCAGGAAUCAGACCUGCAGAGUCAGGAAGAGGAGUUGGGCCGAGCAAAGGCUGACCUGAACCGCCUGCAACAGGAAGAGGCUCAGUUAGAACAGAGUCUACAGGCGGGCAGGAUUCAGCUUGAAACCAUCAUAAAGUCUCUCAAAGCCACACAAGACGAAAUCAACCAGGCUCGGAGCAAACUCUCCCAGAUCCAGGACAGUCAACAUGAGAUCAGUAAGAAUAUCGAGCAGUACAGCAGCACUCUGAACGGAACCCACGGGGGCAGCAUGACCAACCUGGCCGACAUGAGCGAAGGCUUCCCAGAGAAAGAAAAUGGAGGCUUCAGGGCUAUGGAGGAUCCUUUUAAGGUGAAGACCACAGUGUUCAACAGCUCCCCUCAGGAGAUACACACAGACCCAUUCCAGUCUGAGGACCCAUUUAAAACAGAUCCAUUCAAAGGUGACCCUUUCCAGAAUGACCCUUUCUCAAAGCAGACCACCACAGUUGCAGAUCCUUUCGGUGGAGACCCUUUCAAGGAGACCGACCCAUUUAUGACCUCUUCUGAAGAUUUCUUCAAGAAGCCCUCAAAGCCAGACCCCUUCAGCAAUGCCGAUCCAUUUAGUAAAAGUGCCACUCUUCCCUCAAAGAGUCAUCACUUCUCAAGCAAUGACCCUUUCAGCUCCACCAGCCCCAAACCGAAAGGCCAAGAUUUCUUCGGUACUUUGGACCUUUUCGGUAGCAGUUCGUUUGGCAGCAACAGUGGAUUUGCCGACUUCAGCCAAAUGUCAAAGGGCUUUGUAGAUGACCCCUUCAGCCGAAAACAAGACAUGCCAGCUCUACCGCCCAAGAAAAGCAUACCACCUCGGCCUAAACCAUCAAGUGGUAAAAGCACUCCAGUAAACGUGCCCGGAUCUGCGGAUUCAACCAAGACGAGCGAUCCCUUCCAACCAUUCAGCGCUGACCCCGUCGACCCUUUUCAGAAUAAAAAAGGGGUGGGAGACCCGUUUAGUGGCAAAGACCUGUUUGCUCCUUCUGCCUCAAGUAAAGCUUCUAAAGACUCUUCAUUGGGUUUUGCAGACUUCAGCUCUGAACUGAGCGAAUUAAGUUUGGGAAUGAAGCCCAGCAGAUGGAGUGGGCGAAACGGGAAAGCGAGAGAGCGGAACGGGAGCGGCUGAAGAGACUCCGGCAACAAGAGCAGGAAGACCUGGAGCUGGCUAUCGCUCUUAGCAAGGCUGAGAUGUCCAACGCCUGACCCCUUCCACCAAUACCCUUCAGAUCCACCCCUCUGUACACUACAGCAAUGUGUGUGUGUGUCUGCGUUCGAAAGCUAAUGGGCCGCUCACACCAAACCCGUUUUUGCAUCCGUAUGCGCUAGUUUGGCCUUUUUGACCGUUGCGGCGUGUCGCACUGUUUUCCAGCGUCUCGCGCAGGAGCGCCAUGUUUUUUAGUAAACAUCUCAAUCUCAAGAGACACUUGCGUCUUGCUUUUUUUAGUGCAAGAACACCUUUUGCCUGAACAGCCCCUGAGGGACUUCACAGGCAGUGCUUUGUUUAUAAAGGUACAUCAUAAGGAAACUAGUUUCAGACAAUUUUUCAAGGCGCCAUAAUGUCAUGUCUAAUGAACUAAAACAAAUCCAAGUAAACUGUAGACAUAACCAAGUAAUAUACUUAUUUCUAGGUAGAAAUGGAGUCGAAAGUUGAAAAAAAGAAAAGAAAAACUGGACAUUUCUAAACUAAUUUACAUCAUUUUUAUUCUUUCAACCAAUUGCAGAACUGCACAAACGUGAUUUUGGGAAAUCGAAGGCAGCAAAGGACACAUCUAUGCUGCCUUCAAAAAUGAAUGACUUGAUGAAGGCAUCUCCGUAGACAGCAUGUUAUGCAAAUAUUGGAUUCGGACAUGUUUUCAUGCCUUCCUGCUUUCGGACGCAGCCAUCGUGUGUAUGUGUGUGAUGGACCAAGAUAAAAUAAAUGCAAGUGGGCAGGGUGCUGUAUAGACCUCUAGCCUUUUGUUUUUUUAAUAUGAGGAUGGGCAGCCUUUGUUUUGCGAGUCUGCUAAUUUACUCUACAUGCACUGCAUUAACCUCUCAGAUGGAGUAAAUAGUUUAUUUAAAGUGUUUUAGAGUGUGUACGUGUGUGUGAAUGUGCAUCAACAGAGCCAUGGACAUUGAAGACCAUUAUUGGUCUCCGCAGGUCAUUAUCUCCACUGUGUCUCCCACUCACUCACUCUAAUUGGUGGACUAAAAGGGACUAAGAAACCAGAUUAAAGUUCUGUGUGAGUUUUAAAUAGGGUCAACCCCGCAUUACCAAGACUGCAGUCCCUUGUGCAAGGCACUUAAUUCCAGGUUUCUUCAGUUGCAACUGAAUUCAAUUCUAGAAAGCGUACUGUAAGUCGAUUGGGAUAAAGACUGUGGGCUAAAUGAUAAGUUACUGGCUCUAGCUGUAGCCAGUAUGGUACAAACUGGAAUUAUAGCAGCGCCUGGCAGACUAAAUGUCUGUAAGAGACUCUUGAGGUGACGUGAAGCUGAAUGAGGGAUCCUCUGUUAUCUGUCGGUGUCGUUUGAGAGAGCCAUUUGAUUCAGACUGGAACAAAGUAAAUAGGUGUGCUUUAAUAGCAUUAUUCAGAGUGAGGUAGAGGAGAAUGAUCCACAUAAAGUAACUUGGACAAACUGCACUGAUUUUUUUAAUUUAUUUUUGUAUUAUUAUUAUCCCAAGUGUUAUAAAACACCUACCUAGAUCAAGAAGGUUGAGUCCACAAUGACCGCAUUUAACUGCACUUCAAUACUCUAACAAAUAUCAAAAAUCAUUAAUUAAAGCACCAACAUUAGAAACCUGCAUUUAUAUGAGAUUUGAAAUCAUCAGAUUAUUCUCUGCUUUUAACAUUAAAACGUUAGCGCACAUAGGAUAAGCCGGUAAGAACACCAGUAAAUGUGUUUACAUGCAACACGAAAUUGGAGUAAUGGGCAAAUAUCUACCUCUGCUGUUUUUGCUUAAACCAUUUAUGACCUUACCCCGAUAACAUGUAAACCUUUAAGGCAUUUACAUGUUGGUUUAUUAAGCAUAAUAAGUGGAAAAAUUGUGUAAAAGUACUCAGUGUUGCAUGAACAACAACAACUAAUUUCUAGAUUAGGGAUGAGAUACAGUAUGAUCAAUAUUUUUGUUUGCCAUUAAGAUUCAUUGCUAUUUAGAUUUUCACUUUUGUUGUUUGGAUUAUGUCUUUAUGCCGAUAACAGUAAGCAAUUGUUGAUAAAUCAAUCCAUGGGCCUAAAAGCACAAUUCUGUUGUGGUGGAAGGUUCUAAUAUCGUUUUUGCAAAACAUUAACCCGUAAGUAGGCCCAGACAGAAUCUGUAAACUUUUUAUGAUUUUCUGCACUGUUUUUGAGAGAAAGUUGUGUGCUAGAUUUAAAUAUGAUGAAAUAUGUUAAACAGAGUUGAAAGUACUGCACUUUUAUUUGUAGCUGAAAGCGCAAUCAAAUUAGCAAAAGAACACGCAAGGGGUGAGGAAUUCUCAAAACUUUGCAAAUGACUGUCAAUCCAAUCUUCGGAGCUUUCUGUGGCAUUCCAAACAACAGCAUGUCUCUUGCUGGGGUUCCCUAACUAUUUUUAUGGCAAUUUUACAUUUGCGCUUAAGAAAACCUGAAUGGAAAUGCUUGAUAUGCGCAUAAACUUUUCAAAUUCGCUUAAAAUUUAAUGCACUAGACAGAGGUGGAUUUUCUAGUCAAAAUGCGCGUUAAGGUGAUGGAAACGGUCUAUUCGUAAAAUGAUGAUGUAUUUUGACCAUUUGUGCAUGAAAGGUCCGACCUUGUCACACAAUUCUUCUAACAUAGCCCUUUUAUUUUAACUCACAGCUGGUUGUUAAAGUGCAUCCAAACAAUCCGUCAGAACAGUUUUGACCGCGGGUGCUCCCAGGUAUACGGAGGCUGGCGGCGUAUGGGCAUAGCUGCUACUUCAGCCCUCAUCAUAUGAAUAUUAUGCUCAUUCUGCAACAUCUGCUGGCAGCAUUUAAUAAAACGAUAUACAUUUGCUCCAAAACCGCAAAUAAAACUCCUCGAAGCAAGUUGGUCAUUCAGCUGCUCCAUCAUGACUAGGCGGAAUCCCUCAGAAUAACGCGCAUGAUAUAGUGGAUGAAAACGCGCAAUGAUUCGGAUUUUCUUCAGCUUAAUUUUUAGAAAUGCGCUUAAAAAUGUGAAACAUUUGAAUGGAAACCCAGCUAUUGUCAUUUUGGGUUUUGCUAUUGGCAUAUCCCAAACCUUUAGUCAGUAUUGAAUUCAAUUCUUGUUUUUAUCAACUUUUUGUGAUACGACUGUGGUUUAAUUAUCGUAAUAUUAUCAGGUUUUGAAACCCAUCUGCUGUUCUCAAAUGGUAGACACUCUCUAACUGGUACUAUAAACACUUUUUUUAAAUGAUCCCCAUUCACUCCUCCAACCUCAUUUGAACAGCUGUUUCUUUAUACUUUGAGUAUUUUAAAUGAUUUCUGAGUGUGUUAUGUGAUGUGUGUCAAUUAUUCCUGUAAAGGAAAAAAGGUUCAUUAUAGCCUGUGUAAUGAUUGAUGUCUAGUGUCCAACAAUUUGGACAGAAAUAUUGUGUAAUGUUAAUAAGAACAACUGUGACAUAUCCAUGUACACUGCUAAUUUUCAGCAAUGUCAACUUUUUCUGUGAUGUUUUUGGUUUGUUCCUCUUUAUCUUUUUCUUUUUACGUCCAGCUUGUGUUUUUUGACCUCAAAUAGCUGCUUGACACUCCUUCGUCAUGUUAGUGUCACACUAAACAGUGUUACAUAAUCUUAUUGAAAAUAUGUAAAGUGUAUGUACAUUGGGCCCAGCUCACACUGAAACUGUAGUGCCGUGUUUUUUCACGUGAAUAAUUCCAACCUAAAUUUUGCCUAUUUGAUUCCAGUACACUAAUCUUAAAUCAUAUGUGUCAUUUGAGCAUUGUAACAAGCUGUAACUACGUCUUUCGGACUGGAAUCGAAAGGGUGAAGAUUGAGAUGUGGUUAUGGGACAACAUGAAGGUCCCAGAUAAGGAUAAAGGCCAUUGGUGCUGGCUUUUCUGCCUUUUUUGCUGUUACAAAAAUGAAUAGAACUGUUGGAACUGAAAAACAAACCUUGUGUUCGGAUCCAUCUCUCAAACAUUUUGUCGUAGCUCCUUUUAUGCUGUUUUUGCCCUGUAUACCUCCAUUGUGCAAUAGUUUGUAUAUUGUAUUUGUUGUAAUACCUGUAAAUUCAUUUCAAAUUUUAAUAUCCUGUUUUGUUAUCCAGGUUUUUUCUUUUUUAAUAAUGAAAGUGGUUAUUUUUUUAGUUGCUGUCAUAAUUUAGGGCGUAUGCACCACAAAACUCAAGCUGAAUGCAUUCCUUUUUGGCCUGCCUUUAACACUCUCCUAUGUAGAUAAGAUAUUAACCUCAUUAAGAAAUGCAUAAAAAGUAUACAUAAACCAUGUA
Messenger RNA from Myxocyprinus asiaticus (Chinese sucker), 6976 nucleotides. RefSeq names its product epidermal growth factor receptor substrate 15-like 1. The transcript has 26 exons. Gene Ontology annotation, cellular component: plasma membrane; clathrin coat of coated pit; cytoplasm. Bases 38 to 2719 code for a protein of 893 amino acids. Gene Ontology annotation, molecular function: calcium ion binding; cadherin binding. The record is from RefSeq and is a predicted model, not a curated record. NCBI's taxonomy places the organism in Eukaryota, Metazoa, Chordata, Actinopteri, Cypriniformes, Catostomidae. Gene Ontology annotation, biological process: endocytosis; endosomal transport.